Mustela lutreola (European mink) is the source of this 462-nucleotide messenger RNA. Its product is annotated as keratin-associated protein 12-1-like. The record is from RefSeq and is a predicted model, not a curated record. Bases 1 to 285 code for a protein of 94 amino acids. The transcript has a single exon. Lineage: Eukaryota; Metazoa; Chordata; Mammalia; Carnivora; Mustelidae.
AUGUGCCACACCAGCUGCUCCACGGGCUGCCAGCCAGCCUCCUGCUCCCCUAGCUCCUGCCAGACGUCCUGCUACGUGCCCGUGAGCUGCAGGCCCGCCCUGUCCGUGAGCUGCAAGCCUGCCGUGUAUGUGGUCCCCUCCUGCCAGUCCUCUGUGUGUGUGCCCGUGAGCUGCAAGCCCCUCGUGCUCAUGGCCUCCUCCUGCCAGUCCUCCGGGGGCUGCCAGCCCUCCCGCCCCACCCUGCUCUACAGACCCGUCUCCUGUAGCACCCCGUCCUGCUUCUGACCGGGAUCCCCCCCAACUGCUCCUAGGGCACAGGGGGCCACAUCUGCGACCCUCCUGGGGCAAGUCUUCAGUGGCCUCUGGGUUCUGCCCAGGCAGAUGAAGAACGUGCCCAGUGGACCCUCAGAAGCCCAUGGCAAGGAUGUGGCAGGAUGACCCAGGCCCCUCUGUGACCCAGCA